CUCAGUAUGCCAACCGCCCUAAAUUACAAGAAGCUGAUUGGCUGUUCCUACAAACAACGACUUGAGUUGUCUCUGGUACAUGAUUGAGCUUUAAAAAACCUUCUUGGGUAACUUUGGUGUCAAAAAUUUUGUUAAGCUGCUUGAACAAAGGUCGACACUUUACACCGACACCACAUUUUUAAAUAUAGAGUUUACGAAAGGCCUAACAUUUGCUGCGGUUGGUGAAGGAAACGCUUAUUAACACCUAAUGGCAGGUAACAGUUUCCAUGGCAACAUGCUUACAGGCAACAUGGAUUUCCUACAGUGGACUUGUCAUGAUGUUGCAAGAUGGAUUGAGUCUUUAGGAUUUCCACAAUACAAAGCAUGUUUCACGGACAACCUCAUCACUGGGAGGAGGCUCAUUUAUGUAAACUGUAUCUAUUUGCCCAGACUUGGAGUCACUGAUUUUAAGGACAUGCAGCUCUGCUUUUUGUAGAAACUUCAAAAAGAACAAAACAAAAAAGACUUUGUCUCUCAUGGUCAUCUCUGCUCAUGUGCGUGAGCUGCUGGGAAUCAGAGAGACCCUGUGGAGUCGCAGCAUCGCUGACCCUCUGAGGGAUAGCAUGGGCCUGUUCUUGGAGAAAAAGAGCCGGACAGGUGAACAGGCGGACAGUCUCAUCUACGAGGAGUUCCUGGAUGGCAUGCGUCAGUGAGAGCGAGCCAAGUAAAGGAGCACAGUCAAAACCAAGACAUGUGUUUUAACCUGAGUGAAAAGCCAAAUGGAGUCUCUCCUGGUUUAUCUGAUAGUUCUCGGUGUGGCUGUGAAGGCCCACAAAGUUCAAAUCUGCCCCAAACGCUGUGUCUGUCAGAUGCUCAACCCCAACCUGGCAACUCUGUGUGACAAAAAGGGGCUGCUGUUCGUGCCCCCAAACAUCGACAGGCACACGGUGGAGAUGCGUCUUGGGGAUAACUUUGUAACCAGCAUCAAACGCAAAGACUUUGCUAACAUGACAAAGCUGGUAGACCUGACCCUCUCUCGGAACACUAUCGGUACAAUUGCGCCUCAUGCCUUCAAAGACCUAGAGAACCUACGGGCUCUGCACCUCGACAGCAACCGGCUAACCCGCAUCACCAAUGAUACCUUCAGUGGCAUGUCCAAGCUGCACCACCUCAUCCUCAACAACAACCAGCUCACCCACAUCCACAUUGGGGCAUUCAACGACCUCACAGCGCUGGAAGAGCUGGACUUAUCCUACAACAACUUGGAAAGCGCCCCAUGGGUGGCCAUUCAGAGGAUGUCCAAUCUCCACACUCUCAAUUUGGACCACAACAUGCUCAGCUACAUCCCAGAGGGCACCUUCUCUGGGCUGCAGAAGCUCAAAAGGCUGGAUGUGACCUCCAACAAGCUACAGAAGCUUCCUCCUGACCCUAUUUUCCAAAGAGCAGGGGUCCUGGCCACCUCUGGGAUAAUGGGACCUUCGUCAUUCGCAUUGAGCUUCGGAGGGAACCCUCUGAGGUGUAACUGUGAGCUGCUCUGGCUGCGGAGGUUACGGAGGGAGGACGAUCUGGAGACCUGUGCUUCACCACAACACCUAGCUGGACGCUAUUUCUGGACUGUUUCAGAGGAAGAGUUUCUUUGUGAGCCUCCUGUCAUCACCAGGCACUCUCAGGAGCUGCGAGCUUUGGAGGGUCAGAGUGUGACUCUGCGUUGUAAGGCCAAGGGCGACCCCGACCCCAUUAUCCACUGGAUCGCCCCUGACGGACGCCUUAUGUCCAACUCCUCCAGGGCCACAGUCCACACAGAUGGCACGUUGGACAUCCUCAUCAGCACUGUCAAGGACUCCGGCUCUUUCACCUGUGUGGCCUCUAACCCGGCUGGUGAGGCCCAGCAGACAGUGGAUCUGGUCAUCGCUAAGCUCCCUCAUAUCACCAACAACUCAGUUUCAGAGCAGGAGCCUGACCCAGGAUCAUCAGAUAUCGCCACAGUGACCAAGACAGGGGCAGAGACGGGAGGGGUGCCCCUGGGGAACGCCAAGACGAGCCCAGAUAAGAAAGUAGUAAUCGCUGAGGCCACGUCCACCUCGGCCCUGGUCAAGUUUAACUUCCAGAGGAGUAUUCCUGGAAUCCGCAUGUUCCAGAUCCAAUAUAAUGGGACGUAUGAUGAUUCACUGGUAUAUAGAAUGAUACCCCCAACCAGUAAGAACAUCCUGGUGAACAACCUGGCGGCUGGUACGCACUAUGACCUGUGUGUUCUGGCCAUCUACGAUGACCAGGUGACCUCGCUGACCGCCACCAGGGUGAUAGGCUGUAUUCACUUCACCACAGAGCCGCAGUACCUGAGAUGCCAUUUCAUGCAGUCCCAGUUUCUUGGCGGCACCAUUGUGGUUAUCAUUGGAGGGAUUAUUGUGGCCUCAGUUCUUGCUUUUAUUAUCUUCCUCAUUGUGCGCUACCGGGUGUGUAACCAAGGAGAUGCAGAUAAGGCUCUGGAGAUGGGGGAUAUUCGGUCACUGAGCAGUGAUGGACAGCUACAGGGCUGUGGGAUUCCCAAGUCCGUCUCCAAACAGGGUCUACGUCCAGAAAAGAAUGACAAGGACAGCCUCAGAGUUUCCCUGCCGCCCCCGGAGCCAGCCAAGCAGCGACCACCAGUUGUUGUAGCCACCACCAAACCCUCUGUCCCUGACUGCACUGUCUCUACCUCUGCUGCCAGCCACAGCUGGCACCCGGCCUCACCAGGUGCCCCGAGGCCCAAACGUUCCAGUGCUCCACCAAAACCCUCAGAGUCUCGCCGAGCUGAAGCUCAGACAGAUGUCGAGCUCGAUAACAUGAACCGCAAUAACUCAUCAGAGGUUAAAAUGGCCACCGCCGUCACUCUGGCUGUUCCCGGCCAGCCCACCAAAUGGACUGCUGUUCCCAGGGGUCCACGACCCCACCAGGCCCCCCGACAUUACAUGACUGUGCCUGCAGGGGGAGUGAGGGUGAACCGCAGGCACUCCCUUAACGUAGACUCAUAUACAGAGCGCUGCUAUGUGGCUUACCCCAAAACUGGGGCCAGUCUGCGCUCCAAACGCAGCCUGUCGAUGAGCGGAGAGCUGCCGCAGCUCGAGAGCACAACAAACAUUCACCGGGCCAGAGACAAGCUCUCCAAGUCCGAGUGGCUUCUGGAGAGCACUUUAUGAUUUGGAAUUUAUGACCUGCAUUCUCCUGUUUUCUUGGAUUGGAUUUGUGGCCUGUUGUGGAACAGACAUGGAUUUUAUGCCUUGUUUUGAACUUCUGUGCUCUCUACUGAGGGACCUGUGAGCUUCUCUCAUAUAUUUGAGGGCAAGGCAGGCAUACAGGGUUGUGGGAAACGUUUCACAUUUGUUUUCUACCUUAUAACCUAUCAAAGUCUUCUUUAUAACAACGUUUGAUCAAACUUUGAUGAAAGGCACAACAAUGUAUAAAACAACUUCAUGUACAAAAAUGUUUAGUUGUGUGAGAUACUGUAUAUCUCAACACAACCAUAAGUGUUCAUGUGGUGUUGAAUGCAGUAACCUGGACAUACUGUAUUAUAACAAAGAAAGACACAUGCAGUGGGUAGGGUUAUUAUACUCGCAGUCUCAUUGCCUGUUACUUAAAGUGAUACAAUCUCUGUAGACUUUGAACAUGAUUCUUGUCUCCAGCUCUACAGACAGAUGGUGACAUGUCUUAAUUACCUUGGCGGUGGUUUGGAGAGAUUACGAAUGUGCUUUACAUCCCAGAGGGGUUGGAACAGAAUGUAGUAGACAGACAGCGCUCCAUCUUUUCAGCACCUCACACUCCCAGACACAGCACAAUGCAGCAUAUUUGUGGCACAAGUCGACUCAGCCUAUACUGCCCUCUGGUUUGAAUCGAUACAUUUUUAUCACAUAAUUACAUAAAGACUCGACUCUGAUAGGAUUCCUGUCAUGACUGAUUUGAGCGACAAUUGAAUCAACACCAACAGCGUGACAGGUGCGGGAAGUAAUCUGAUAUUACGUGUGGAUGAGAUCCAGAGGAAUGGUUCAUUUCCAUAUUUUUUACUUACUGACGUUAUCGUGUCACGCUGGUGACAACCAUUGUAAAUUAACUUGUCUAUGUAAGAGAAACGAUAAUCACAUCUAUGGGUGGAUGCCAGCUCUUGAUUUUGCUGUUGUUUCUGUUUGAUGUUUACCAGUAUAAAUAAACCAGUGAUAAAAGGGA
Molecule: messenger RNA, 4176 nt
Organism: Seriola aureovittata
Lineage: Eukaryota; Metazoa; Chordata; Actinopteri; Carangiformes; Carangidae
Gene: lrfn5b
Product: leucine rich repeat and fibronectin type III domain containing 5b
Exons: 9
Coding region: 759-3155 (798 amino acids)
Molecular function (GO): protein binding
Source: RefSeq, a predicted model, not a curated record